AUGGAUCUAAUGGAGGAGGGAAACGUGAGCUGUGGAGUUAAAAACUGUAGCACGCCAGGCUUCCUGAGAAACUGCUCCAACCAAGACUGCCAGGAGGAGGAAACAAUGGCGGCAUGGAUCUUCCUUGUGUGUGGAACAGUGAUUAUCAUUUCACUGAUAAUCUUCGGCCUUGUUGGAAAUACACUGACUCUUCUGGUGGUUUGGCUCCGCCCAAACAUGAGAAGCUCCUCCCACCUCUACCUGAGCAGCAUGGCUGUUAGUGACCUGCUGAUCCUCCUGCUGCUUGCUCUGGAUCUAUUGAAGUUCUGGACAGAAUGUAAGUUAGGAGUCAUCGUCUGUAAGCUGAGCAGGUUCCUGUCACACUGCUGCAUCUUCUGCACCAUCCUCCAUAUCACCUUUCUCUCACUGGAGAGGUACCUGGUUGUCUGCUGGCCAAUCACCUCAAAGACGCUGGUGACACGUCGCAGAACCUGGGCUCUGAUUGGCUGCCUCUGGCUGGGAGCGGCUGUCAGUGCAGCACCAUUUUUGGUCAUGAUGGAAGUGAAGAUAGAGAAGGAAGUGGAUGAUAUGAAGAGAGAGGUUGAAAAGGAAGUGUGCAGAGUAUCAGAAUCCUCAUUCUCCUCUGGCCUCAUGUUGGCCAUGAUAAUUCUCCAAAACCUUUACGUCCUGGUAGCCUUGUGCAUCCUGGGACUGGUCUUCAUCCUGAUUGGACGGACUCUGAGGCUCCGACCACAAAGAAGCCGUAAAGACAAGAGUCACCAACAUGCAGUCAAGAUGCUGGGAGUGAUCUUCUUGGCCUUCAUCCUGUGCUGGCUGCCCUACAUCGUCGCUCUGACCAUGAUCUAUGAUUCUUUGACAGCUGUCUGA
Molecule: messenger RNA, 867 nt
Organism: Platichthys flesus (European flounder)
Lineage: Eukaryota; Metazoa; Chordata; Actinopteri; Pleuronectiformes; Pleuronectidae
Product: growth hormone secretagogue receptor type 1-like
Exons: 5
Coding region: 1-867 (288 amino acids)
Biological process (GO): hormone-mediated signaling pathway; G protein-coupled receptor signaling pathway
Cellular component (GO): plasma membrane
Molecular function (GO): growth hormone secretagogue receptor activity
Source: RefSeq, a predicted model, not a curated record